CUUAAGCUUUUACAGUAAAAUAGACAUGGCUAAACGUGGAAAAUAUGGAAAAUGGUCAGAAGAAGACCUACAACAUGCUAUCAGAGCAUAUAGUAACAACAUUUAUGGUACACUCAAUCAGUGCCAAAGAGUAUAUGGUGUUCCAAAAGCUACAAUUAAGAGACACUCCGACAAUAAAAAUAUAUUUGUUAAUGGACAGAAAAAAUUUGGUACACCAACUACGUUUAACAUAGACAUGGAAAAAGAAUUGGUUAGUCAUAUUUUAGCUUUAGACUCCUUAUUUUUUGGAUAUACUAUUACUGAUAUAAGAAAAUUAGCAUACGAUAUAGCAGAAAAGUAUUCUCUAAAUCACAAAUUUAAUAAAGAGAAGAAAAUAGCAGGUAAAAAAUGGUUUUAUUUGUUUAUGAAAUUGAAAAAUAUACCAUCUACAUCAAAAAAUGUUGGUAAUGUUAGUUGGUACUGUCCUCUCUGUCAGGAAGAAAAAAUAAUUGAUAUUGUCAUGUGCAAAAAAUGUUCAAUAUGGUUUCAUGAAGAGUGUUUAGGAUUGAAUCGUGGUGACACAUUUGAAGAGUGUCAUUGGUGUACUGAAAAAAGUGACCAGUAAAAAUUACUACAGAUUCAAUAUUUAAAAUUAAAUAAAGACCAUGAUUACCUAUAUUUUAAAUUUAUUAGGUAUAAAGACUUAAUUAUAACUUAAGACUGAAAAUAU
Messenger RNA from Rhopalosiphum maidis (corn leaf aphid), 709 nucleotides. RefSeq lists its product as uncharacterized. The transcript is spliced from 2 exons. Lineage: Eukaryota; Metazoa; Arthropoda; Insecta; Hemiptera; Aphididae. Bases 26 to 604 code for a protein of 192 amino acids. The record is from RefSeq and is a predicted model, not a curated record.